AGGAGGAUCAUUCAGUCCUAGAGGGCCAGACCUGGGUCUGGCAGACCAUGCUGGCCUUUGCAGACUCCAUGGUCCUCCGCUGCGCCGUGGAGCUCGGCAUCGCCGACAUCAUCCACGAGCACGGAGAGCCCCUCUCCGUCCCCCGCCUCGCCUCCCUCCUCCCCUCCCCGCCACCCAAUCCCACCUCCCUCCUCCGCAUCAUGCGCUUCCUCGCCCACAAGAAGAUCUUCAGCACCCAUUCCCACACCGAGACAGGCGAGACCCUCUACGGCCUCACCCCGGCCUCCGGCGUCCUCGUCCGCUCCUCCGACCUCUCUCUCGUCCCGAUGGUCCUCUUCGAGACGCACCCCCUCCCCGUCUUGGCAUGGGGCAGCUUCACCGCCAGCGUCCGCCAGGGCGGCGCGCCGUACAUCGUGGCGCACGGCAUGGACAUGCUGUUCGGGACCGCGGCGACGAACCCGGAGUUCAACGCGGUGUUCAACAGCGCGAUGGCGUGCACUGCCAAAGGCACCCUCGACGCCGUCAUCUCCGCGUACAAGGAUGGGUUCGCGGGCUUGGGCUCGCUUGUGGACGUCGGCGGGGGGACCGGGGCGACGCUGGGGGCGAUUCUGAAGUUGCACCCUGGCAUCAAGGGAAUCAACUUCGAUCUGCCGCAUGUCAUCGGGGGUGCGCCGGAGUACCCCGGCGUAACGCACGUCGCCGGGGAUAUGUUUAAAACCAUCCCUCCGGCGGAUGCCGUGUUCAUGAAGACGGUGAUGCACUGCUUUGGAGAUGAGGAGUGCGAGAAGGUCUUAAGGAACUGCCGAACUGUGAUCCCACAGAAGACUGGGAAGGUCAUAAUUGUGGACGUAGUAUUAUAUCCUUAUGACGAUAGCCCACUGGGAGACAUACGGGCGAAAUUUGACAUGCUGAUGUUUGCCUACACCUCAACCGGAAAGGAAAGGACUGAAGAGGAGUGGAAGAAGCUUCUGAAAGCUAGUGGCUUUCCUCGGUGGAACAUUAUUAGAAUUCCGGCCAUAUGGUCCAUUAUUGAAGCAUUUCCUGAGUAACUGCUCAUUUCGAACAUAGUUUACUGGGCUUCUAGCCUCAACCAUGUAUUACUUAGUGCCAGAAAAACUAAAAUCCAUCUUUGGAAGCUGAUGUAUGAAAUAAAGCAGCUCGAUUGCUUUUCUAAUUA
Phoenix dactylifera (date palm) is the source of this 1177-nucleotide messenger RNA. Its product is annotated as (R,S)-reticuline 7-O-methyltransferase-like. Gene Ontology annotation, molecular function: protein dimerization activity; O-methyltransferase activity. The record is from RefSeq and is a predicted model, not a curated record. NCBI's taxonomy places the organism in Eukaryota, Viridiplantae, Streptophyta, Magnoliopsida, Arecales, Arecaceae.